Branchiostoma belcheri (Belcher's lancelet) is the source of this 310-nucleotide messenger RNA. Its product is annotated as protein PET100 homolog, mitochondrial-like. The transcript is spliced from 2 exons. The record is from RefSeq and is a predicted model, not a curated record. The coding region runs from base 47 to 295 and encodes 82 amino acids. Gene Ontology annotation, biological process: mitochondrial respiratory chain complex IV assembly. Gene Ontology annotation, cellular component: mitochondrial inner membrane; mitochondrion. NCBI's taxonomy places the organism in Eukaryota, Metazoa, Chordata, Leptocardii, Amphioxiformes, Branchiostomatidae.
GUUUUUCCAGAUUUUCUGAACUGAGGGCUAAGUGAACCAACCAAGCAUGGGAGACUGGAGGUUAGAGGUAUUCAGGUUGUCAGUGUACGUCUUUUUCCCUGUUGGCAUCUUCUGGUACUUUAACCAGCCCGACUACUUCGAGGAACAUGUGACAAAACGCAGAGAAGAGCGUCUGAAGCUGUACUCAAACCCCGAGUACCGGAAGGAAGUGGAAGAGUUCGCAGAGAGAAUGAGGAAAAGACAAGCUGAGAGGAUGAAAAAGGAUGAAAUGGCAUUUCAUGUAGAUGAAAACUGAAAUAAAUGUACAUUU